UGUCCCUCUUAAGCCCAGUUUGGAUAAAUUAAAGUAUACGACCUUUCGAGCGAUAGAGAUAGAGGCGCAUGGUACAUGGACUGGGAAGGAGAAUAAUCUGUUUAAAUUUGGAGCUACCGGGAAAGAAACCUUGGGAGAAGGAUCUAAUAUGAUUCUUGCUGAUAGUAUUAAUAUAAGGAAACCACCUGAUGGUAAAUUCGGCCAUAUUGGGCAAUCUUCGAUGGAUUUAUCGGAAGCCAUGAAUGGUAUUGUGGGUAAUUUACAUCAGGCUCUAGAGUAGUCGAAUGUGGAGAAUGCUUCCUUGACAGAGAGUACGAGUUCGGUAGCGGUGCCUGAUCAUGAAGUUGGGAUAAAUGGUUGUCAUGUUGAUGGAGUUAUUAGCAAAUUGGGGUAUCUGAACUCUUGUAGAAUUGAGACGAAUGGAUUCUUGAGUGGUAUUUGGAUUCUCUGGAAUGAUAAUGUUCAUGUUAAAAUUUUGGGAUUAAAUUCCCAGGUCAUUCACAUGUGGAUUGGCUCUAGCCAGUAUUCGUGGAGAUUCUAUUGUUUGACAAUUUAUGCUAGUCCCCAAAGGAGUAAUAGGCGUAUGUUGUGGGAUCAUUUGAACUCGGUAGUUGAUUCGUGUGAUGAACCUUGGCUCAUUGCUGGUGACUUUAAUUCGCUUUUGGAUGUGUCAGAAAGGAGAGGUGGCUCGGCUACAUCUAGAAAUAGAUGUGCUUUUUUUUCUCAGGAUUUUCUGUUCAAUUAUGAACUUCGGGAUCUGGGUUAUUGUGGGUCUCGUUUUACUUGGAGUAGAGGAGGGUUAUCUCAACAUUUGGACCAGGCUAUAGAGAAUUCUAGUUUUGAUAUUUUUGCGCCUGAAUGCUUGGUUCGGAAUCUACACCGACUAAAAUCUAAUCAUCGUCCAAUUUUUGUGUCCCUUAAACCUCGCCAGGUGGAGGGGACAAGACCUUUCCGGUGUCUUGACAGUUGGAUGCUUCACUCUGAGUUUAGAAUGUUGGCUAGUUCUAACUGGAAUUCUGAAGAGUCCGUGGUGAAUAUGAUGGAGAAUUUUCGAGUUAAGGUCCAAAACUGGAACAAUCAUGUCUACCUGAACAUCUUUAGUCGGAAGAAGCAAUUGAUUCACGAGCUAAAGAUUGUACAGAGACUAAUGGAGUUAAGGCUGAAUAGGAGAUUUCGCAGUCGGGCAAUAGAAUUGAGACAAGCUUUAGAGGAGGUUUUGAAGCAUGAGAAGCUCUUAUGGUUUCAAAAAUCCUGGUCAGUUUGGCUUUUAAAUGGUGAUAGAAAUACCAAAUACUUCCAUGGAAGGACACUAGCUAGACGUCGAAGGAACAAAAUUGAGGGUCUUAAGGUGGAUGGGACUGAUUGGUGUUUUGAUCUUGUUUUACUGAAACAACAUGUUGUGGGUUUUUAUAAGAAUCUGUUUGCCAUGGAUUAUUCAGUUGAUGGUUUUUUGCCUUGCAGAGGUAAAUUCCAGGUUUUAUCUCUAGUUGAAAAAGGUAGUCUUGAUAUGGAGAUACAGAUUUAGAAAUCCGUACUGCUGUUUUUGGUAUGGCCCCGCUUAAAUCUCCUGGAGUUGAUGGUUUUCAUGCUAGGUUUUAUCAACCUCAAUCGGAUAUUGUUGGUUCUUCAGUUUUUUCGAUGGUACGACAGGUGUUCAGAGGUUAUCCAAUGGACCAUAGGAUUAAUAAAACUCUCCUUGUUCUUAUCCCAAAGGUUGAUAGUCCAGAAAGAAUCACUCAAUUUCGCCCAAUCAGCCUUUGUACGGUUUUAUAUAAGAUAAUUACCAAGUCAAUUGUCAACAGGAUGAGACUGUUAAUGUCGAGACUUACUCAACAAAAUCAAGCUAGUUUCAUGAUGGGUGGAAGCAUUUCAGAUAAUAUUGUCAUUGCUUAAGAGGUGGUUCGUUCUCUGAGGAAUUUUAAAGGAAGAAAAACUGGGAUGAUCUUUAAAAUUGAUCUCGAGAAGGCGUACGAUAGAAUUCAUGGGGACUUUUUGAAGGAUACACUUUCAGAAGCAGGACUACCACCCAUGUUGAUUACGGUAAUUAUGAAUUGUGUGUUUUCGGUUACGUUCCAAGUCCUCUGGAAUGGUAUGGUGACGGAUGAAUUUAGGCCUACUAGGGGGUUACGAUAAGGAGAUCCCCUAUCUCCUUACUUAUUUAUUCUAUGUAUGGAGAGAUUGGUGCACUUUAUUGAUGAAGCAAUGAAUAACGGGAGGUGGAGGCCUCUGGUUUUAUCUAGGGGUGGUCCAGGUUUAUGACCUUUAUUUUUUACAGAUGACCUAAUGCUAUUUGGUGAAGCGGAUCCGAAGCAGUCUGACAUGAUAAAUAAUUUUUGAAUACUUUCUGUCAUUUCUCAGGAGAAAAUGUGAAUAAGAAUAAAUCUCAGGUUUUUUUCUCGCCUAAUGUUCCUGAAAUAGUUGCUUCAGAUAUAUGCAAGACUGUGGGUUUUGGACGUGUGGAGGAUUUGAGGAUGUAUCUUGGUCUUCCGAUUAUGCAUAAGAGAGUUGGAGUUGGGGAUCUUUGUUUGGAGAUCUUUGUUUGAUGUUAGGAAACCGACCCUUAUAAAAUGGGAUGAAUGCUGCCGCCCGAUUGAGACUAGGGGUUUGGGUUUACGAAGUUUAAUUGUUCAAUACAAGUUAUUCCUUUUGAAACUCGAUUUCCUUUUAUUGACCAAGACAGGUAACUUAUGGGUUAAGAUUUUGAUCAGCAAGUACAAGAUUUGUGGGGUGCUACCGAUUUCAAUUGAUAGGAGUAACUGCCCCUACAUAUGGUCUUUAAUGUGGGUUUGGCAGGAUUUGGUGGAUAAUGUUUAUUAGGCCAUUGGUGAUGGAGCCUUGACAAACUUUUGGAAUGAUAAUUGGAUUUAUCAGGUGAGUCCUCUUAAGGAAUUUCUACAUGGGAUCCGAGCAACCAGAUGACACUAUACGAGUAUAUGAUUUAGUGGAUGAAUUUGGGAAUUUUGAUUGGAACGUCUUAAAAAUUUCCUACCAGAACCAAUUGUGAUGCAAAUUGCUUUGGUUUUACCUCCCUUUCUGGAUGCGGGAAAUGAUCGUUUAUCGUGGAGAUAGGCUACCAGAAAUGCUUUUCCAUGUCAGUAACUUAUAGAGGUAUAUACCAGUUUGAUUCGAAUAAUAACUAAUAUCUGGAAACUGUUUUGGAAAGCCAAGGCUCCUCAGCGAGUUAGAGUAUUCAUUUGGCUAUUGUGGAAAAACAAGUUGUUAACUAAUUCCAAGAGAGUUAGGAGACUUAUGGGUUAGGAGGGCUAAUGUCCUCGAUGCAAUGGUACAUUUGAAACAGAGUUACAUGUUGUUAGAGAUUGUUCGUUUCCCAAGGCAGUUUGGAAUUCAGUUGUACAAAUUCAUAAACAGGUAAUUUUCUUCUCACUACCUUUUCAUGAAUGUGUUGCUUGGAACUUGCAGAAUAUAGGGAAUUGUGGUAUUCCUGAAAUUGAUUGGCAAACAUUGUUUCCUAUAGUUUGUUGGUUAUUAUGGAAAAACAGGAAUAUGUUUGUGUUUUCCAGUAGUCAUAGCUCUAUCCAGGAUGCGGUAGAUACAGGUAUCAGUUGGACGAGAAGUUAUUCACCACCCUCAAUGGCUAUGUUCCAUUCGAAUUCUAUGGCUUCUGAUUCAAAAUGGUUAGCUUCGGAGAGUCGUUGGGUUAAGCUUAAUAUGGAUGGUGCAGUUUUAACUAGCGCUCACUCGGCUGCAGUUGGGGGAGUUAUUUGAGAUGCUGAUGGUAGUUGGUUAUGUGGUUACUCGAUGCAUUAGGGAAAGAUGAAGUGUAUAGGAUUGAAGCGAGAUCGAUGUUAGAAGGGCUUCGAUUAGCUUGGGACUAUCCACAGGUUGAGCUUGAAUUUGUUAACUCUAUUGCUAGUCAUAUUGUAGAAUUACGGGCUAUUCAUAAGCUGUUGCAUAAGAAUUGGAAGGUUUGUAUCUCUCAUGUUUCUAGAGCUCAUAAUGAAGUUGCAAAUUUUAUGACCUAACAUACUGCUAUAGGAUUCACAAGUAUCCAGGUGUUCUUCAUAUCUCCUCAAGCAGUGCGGGAUUUAAUUCAAAAAUAUAUUUUAGGUUUUUAGUUUUAUGUUUUUCAUUGUAAUCGCCUAGUGCUGUUCUUGUUUACCAAAAAACUUUUACAAAAAUUGGAAUUAUUUUAAAAUUUUAAUA
This is a messenger RNA of Gossypium arboreum, 4164 nucleotides long. RefSeq lists its product as uncharacterized. The transcript has 2 exons. Bases 503 to 1525 code for a protein of 340 amino acids. The record is from RefSeq and is a predicted model, not a curated record. Lineage: Eukaryota; Viridiplantae; Streptophyta; Magnoliopsida; Malvales; Malvaceae.